Molecule: messenger RNA, 1851 nt
Organism: Cokeromyces recurvatus
Lineage: Eukaryota; Fungi; Mucoromycota; Mucoromycetes; Mucorales; Mucoraceae
Exons: 6
Coding region: 105-1799 (564 amino acids)
Biological process (GO): regulation of transcription by RNA polymerase II; chromatin remodeling
Cellular component (GO): nucleus; nuclear chromosome
Molecular function (GO): transcription coregulator activity
Source: RefSeq, a predicted model, not a curated record
AAGUGAAUUUUUAAAUGCAUUUUCUGUUUGUGACAUCAUUGUGUAAAAGAAGUGUUAGUGUCUAUUGCUCUUUCAUAUAAUUGUUGUUUAAGUUAUAAAAAAAAAUGCAGCCGAAUAUAAAUAAUAUUCAGUACCAUCAGCAGAUGCAGUUAUUACAACAGCAACGUUUAGCAAGGAUGAUGCAACAAAAUCAACCGAAUUAUCAACAAUGGGAUAAUGGCGUAAAUUUUAACAGACAAUACUUAAUGAAUAACCAACAGAAGGACAUCAUGAGGCCACAAGUUAUGUCUCAACAGCCUGUCACAUUACCGCAAAGAUUACCAUUUCAACAACCACCUCAAAUACCAUUAUCGCAGCAGCAAUUGAAACCACAGCCUCAACUACAAACGCAACCCAUUAUACCUCCUGUCGUUCCAAUAGAUAAUAAUCGACGACCACCACUUACAGAAGCAAAGUCGAUAAUUGCAAAAACAAUUGUUCAAAAAAAAAAUUUAGAACAAUAUAUACAUAGAGAUGAAAUGUAUCAAAAUGCAUUAAAUGUACAACACAAACGUCAUGUUGAAACUGCUCAAUCAAAGAAACAACUUAUUGAAUCAGCUAGUUUAGAAAGAAAGGCACGUAUGCAACAAGGACCUACUGUAAUUUUUGGUCCAGGUUAUAGAGGUUGUGGUAAUGAAGAAACUGGCACAAUUACUAAAUUACGUUUUCCUGGAGACAGAAGAAAAUAUCGCGUCGGAAAAAGAGAACCUUUUAGAUUCUCUCAUAAUGACAUUUAUGAACAAGCAUCUAAAGAGGAAGUUUUAGUUCCAAUUCGAAUUGAAUUAGAACAUGAAGGAUACAAAUUAAGAGAUACAUUUACUUGGAAUCUUAACGAAUCACUGAUUACACCAGAACAAUUUGCUGAGAUAAUGUGUGAGGAUUUAAGGCUUCCAGUCAAUAUUUUUAGUGAACAGAUUGCAAAAGUCAUUAAAGAACAAAUUGAAGAUUAUAAUUUAAACGCUUCAAAUAUAUUAAAAGACGAGUUUGAAGAAGCCAUGGAAAAUAAAAUAAACAAUGAUGAUAAGCAGAUCGAAUUACGAACAGUGAUUAAAUUAGAUAUUACAGUGGGCAACUGGCAAUUAAUAGAUCAAUUCGAAUGGGACAUCAGCUAUCCUCGUAAUUCACCAGAAGAAUUUGCGGAAAAAUUGGUAAUAGAUCUUGGUUUAGGCAGUGAAUUUAAGACUGCUAUAGCCCAUUCGAUUAGAGAACAAAUUCAUGUUUAUAUCAAGUCAUUAUUACUUGUUGGUUAUAAAUUCAAUAAGUCGUCUGUUAUUGACGAUGAACUUAAACAUAGCUUUUUACCUCAACUCAAAUCUAUUUAUCGUGAUUAUUCGUCAAUUGAAAAGUUUACCCCUUCUAUGAUUGAAUUAUCAGAUGCAGUUAUUGAUAAGAUGGAUAAAGAUCUUAUGAGAGAAUCAAGACGUAAACGAAGAGGCACAAGAGCUCGAAGAGGGAUUGUUUUACCAGAUAGGGAGCCACAAAAGACUCAUCGAACAGGUUUUGCUAUUCCACCUGACCAUCAACUAACAGAUGAACAGUUUAUAAUGAAUUCAACAGGAGAAAAUAUACAAUUACAUUCAAGUAAAAGAAGUGCAGCAUUGAAAGCACGUAUGAACAUAGCAGCUGAAGCGGCACAUAUCGAAGAUGACUUUGAAGAAAAACCAAAGCAUAAUAUACCACAGACAAUGUUGUUUAAUUUUAAUCCACCCUCUUCUUCUAUGAAUGCUUAUAUUUCUUCAGCAUCAAUGCUUAGAAAAUAAACUUGACUAUUGAGGCUUUCAUGAUACGUCCAUUUUUUUUUUUUUUUUUUUU